Gamsiella multidivaricata is the source of this 1385-nucleotide messenger RNA. RefSeq lists its product as uncharacterized. NCBI's taxonomy places the organism in Eukaryota, Fungi, Mortierellomycota, Mortierellomycetes, Mortierellales, Mortierellaceae. The transcript has 3 exons. The record is from RefSeq and is a predicted model, not a curated record. Gene Ontology annotation, biological process: translational elongation. Gene Ontology annotation, cellular component: cytoplasm; nucleus. Bases 58 to 1311 code for a protein of 417 amino acids. Gene Ontology annotation, molecular function: translation elongation factor activity.
CUUUCUGCUUCUCUUCUCUUUCUAUCCCUCACCCUUUCCUCUCAUAUCCCUCCCACCAUGUCUGUCGGUACCAUCUACUCCUAUCCCCAGAACCCUCGUGUCUUCAAGGCCCUCGUUGUCGCCAAGUACAACGGUCUCGAGGUCACUGUUGAUGACAAGUUCACCAUGGGCACCACCAACAAGACCCCUGAGUGGCUCGCCAAGUUUGGAGCCUCCCAGGUCCCUGCCUUCGAGGGCGCUGACGGCACCAUCAUCAUCGAAUCCGGUGCCAUCGCCUACUACCUCGCCCACUUGAAGAGCGACUCCACCUUGGUCGGCCGCUCCAACUCCGAGGAGGCCCAUAUCCAGCAGUGGGUCCAGUUUGUUGACUGCCAGGUUGUCCCCUUUCUCAGCAGCUGGUUGUACCCCAUCUGGGGCUUCGUCCCCUACAACAAGGUCGUCGAGACCCAGUCCAUUGAGCGUGUCAAGGCCUCUCUCCAGACCCUUGAGCACCACUUGAUCAAGAAGACCUAUUUGGUUGGCGAGCGCGUCACCUUGGCCGAUAUCUCCGCCGCCGCCUCCCUCUAUACUGGUUUCAAGGCCCUCUUCGAUGCUGAUUUCCGCAAGACCAUCCCCGCUGUCACCCGUUGGUUCACCACCAUCGUCAACCAGUCCAACUUCAAGGCUAUCGCCGGCGAGUUUACUCUCUGCGAGACCGCCGCUAAGUUUGCUCCUCCCAAGAAGGAUACCAAGGAGAAGAAGCCCAAGGAGGAGAAGCCCAAGGAGGAGAAGAAGCCCAAGGCUAAGGAGCCCGAGGAGGAGCCCGAGGAGACCUUCGAGGAUGCCCCCAAGCCCAAGUCCAAGUUGGACCUCUUGCCCGCCGCCAAGAUGCCCUUGGAUGAGUGGAAGCGCCAGUACUCUAACAACGAUACCCCCGUCGCCAUGAAGUGGUUGUGGGAGAACAUCGACCUCUCCGCCGACUACUCGAUCUGGAAGGUCGACUACAAGUACAACGACGAGUUGACCAAGCUUUACAUGUCCAACAACUUGGCUGGUGGUUUGAUGAACCGUCUCGAGCGUGCCCGCAAGUAUGCCUUCGGAUGCUUGGUCGUCGCUGGUGAGGACAACGCCAACAUCAUCACCGGUUACUUCAUCGUCCGCGGCAAUGCCGAUGAGAUGAUCGAGGAGAUCACUGAUGCCGCUGACUACGACUCCUACACCUGGGUCAAGGUCAACGUUGACGAUGCCGAGAAGGAGAAGAUCAACCAGGUCUUUGCCUGGGAGGGUUCUAUCGAUGGCAAGCCCAUCUCUGACGGAAAGGCCUUCAAGUAAAUACCCUGGUACCCCUAGAAGAAGCCUAUCUGGGCUUGUAACAAUCUUGCACAUAAUAAAACUAUCUAAAAAUA